Molecule: messenger RNA, 1613 nt
Organism: Glycine soja
Lineage: Eukaryota; Viridiplantae; Streptophyta; Magnoliopsida; Fabales; Fabaceae
Exons: 7
Coding region: 527-1468 (313 amino acids)
Source: RefSeq, a predicted model, not a curated record
CUAUCACUGAGAGCAAAGACGAAGAAGAAACACCCAGUACCCUUCUUACAUCUUAAUUUAUUUUUCUGAAGACUUUUUUUUUUUUUAAUUUCUUCAUUUCCACCAUUUUCUGUUACGCCAAGCUGCGUCGGCGACGCGAAUUGUGAUUACUGAACGGUGAAUUUUGAGGAUCUGCUACGUUUUUCAACAUUGAAUAAGGUGUAUGUAUCAGACAAGUAUUUGUCAGAAUCACAUUGUUAAUUCUCUUCUAAAGAUUUCAUUCGUUCAUCUUCGGUAUUUAAAGGCGCUCCAUAAUUUCUAGUUUUGCAGAUACAUUUUUCUCUGGAAAAAUCUCUGAAUUUCGGAACUCUGGACUAUCUGCUAGAUUGUGCCUGAGUUUGUACUUGUGGCCAUGGUUGCAGAUCGAAGCUCUGAAAUGUCGUUAUUAGUUGGAUUUUAGAAAUAGAUUUGCAUUUUUCGAAGCUUCAGAACUGAAACCAGCGAGCUUUUGUGAGCCUUGGGUUUUGACGGAAUCGGAUUAGUUUAGAUGGAUAAAGAGUCUCAUAACAAUGGCAAUAGCGUUAGAGAAAGAGACAAAGUUGGAGGAGGAGGGGAUAAUAGUAGUGGGGCCGGGUCGUUGUUGCUGAGAGGUGGCUCCGAUGGAAUGAGGCAAGCAACGACGUCGGAUUUGGGGCUGCAGUGGGGUAACAGGAAGAGACUAAGGUGCAUGAAGGUGCAGGUCAAACACGACUCUUCUUCUUCAAACAACCCGGUUCAGAGGACAACCACAACAACGGUUCGGGUGGAUCGGAGAGUGGUUAGAACCGAGAAAGAUUCUUCUUCAAAUAUUAUUAGUAGACCCUUACCCACUAUUAACAACAUCAGCAACAACAUUACUAAUAAUAACUUUCAUAAUAAUAAUAAUCAGAGUAACAACGGGUAUCUGAAUCUCCGUCAACGCCCACCUUCCCCGCAGCAACCUCCUCCGCGAAUUCUCAGGAAUUCGGAGACUUCAAGUGCUAUGAGAGGAGGCCAAAGCAACGGGAGUGUUAGGGGAAUUGCCUCACCGGACAGGGGUGCGCACGAUAAGAAGGGGACCCAUAACAACCACCUUAAUGACAAUAAUAACAACAAGUCUGUGGUCUCAUCAGACACCGCGCACGAAAGCAAGAAGGGUGGUGGCUCGCCGUCCGGCAGUGGUGACGUGGCUCCGCCGGUGUGGCCGCCAAAGUUCGUGAUUGCCUUGACGAACAAGGAGAAGGAAGAAGAUUUUCUGCUGUUGAAGGGUUCAAAGCUUCCACAGAGGCCCAAAAAGAGAGCCAAAUUCAUACAACGAACCCUCAAUCUCGUUAGUCCAGGUACAUGGCUGUGCGAUCUUACUCUGGAACGAUAUGAAGUUAGGGAGAAGAAGAUAUCCAAAAAGGUAGGAGAAAAAAAAAGACCAAGAGGGUUGAAAGCAAUGGGCAACAUGGACUCUGAGUCUGAAUAGAAAGAAGCAAGGCAAUGAGUAAAGUUGUUUUAUUUUAUUUUUUUCUGUAGUCUAAGGGGUGUGAGAAAUGUUGAGAUAUUGUAAAGCACGGCAAUUGGCAACCAAGAAAUCGAAAUCAAAUAGUAUAAAUUACUUUCGCUCUGAU